UGAAGCCGGCUGCGGCGAGCUCGCCGUGGCGGCGGCAAGAUGGCGGAUGUGCUGAACGUCGGGGUGAACCUGGAGGCCUUUGCCCAGGCCAUCAGUGCCAUCCAGGCGCUGCGCUCUAGCGUAAGCAGGGUGUUCGACUGCCUGAAGGAUGGCAUGCGGAACAAGGAGACGCUGGAGGGCCGAGAGAAGGCCUUUAUUGCGCACUUCCAGGACAACUUGCAUUCGGUCAACCGGGACCUCAAUGAGCUGGAACGUCUGAGCAAUUUGGUAGGCAAGCCAUCUGAGAACCAUCCGCUUCAUAACAGCGGUCUGUUAAGCCUGGAUCCUGUGCAGGACAAAACUCCUCUCUACAGUCAACUCCUUCAAGCAUACAAAUGGUCAAACAAGUUGCAGUACCACGCAGGUCUAGCAUCUGGCCUUCUGAAUCAACAGUCACUAAAGCGGUCCGCUAAUCAGAUGGGAGUGUCUGCCAAACGCAGGCCGAAGGCUCAGCCCACAACUCUUGUCUUACCACUUCAGUACGUUGAUGACGUGAUCAGCCGCAUUGACAGGAUGUUCCCUGAAAUGUCCAUCCACUUGUCCAGACCCAAUGGAACAUCAGCAAUGCUCCUGAAAUACGUUGCCUUGCCAUGAAGCAAAUGUUACUGGACAUUAUUAUUCUAGGAGUGGGAAUGGAUUUGAACCGAUUCAUAGAAACCGUUAUUCCCCUCUCUCUUGGAACCGGUGACAGAAAGCUGACACAUGUAAGGGGUGAUGUCUGUGACCAUGGAACCCAGCAAAGCUGGUUGACUCACAAAAGGAGUGAAACUGUAAUUUGAGCCUGUGACCCUGACCUCAUUAACUUCAGGCGUCUGAAGCCCCCACACUCUGAUAACGGUGCAGUGCCUGUUCUACUGGCAGCACCCUUCUCCUAGUGCUUAGGGCACUCUUUUCUCAUGUAGUCCUCUCCUGCAGGCUGUGGCUUGUUACCCAGAGGAAGGAUCCCUUGCUCACCCUUAAUAUGGGGAAAUCAUUUAGAGCACUUAAUUUGUGUUGACUCUUAUUGGUGCACUAUUGCAAUUAACUUAGAUUAAUGAAAGGUAAAUUCCAGUCUAUACAUGAAAAAAAACUCUUGUAAAGAUCCUAAUUAGUAUGUGUGUUUAUUUAGCCUCUCAUGGUUUAAUUGCAUCCCAUCUUGCUAUUUACAAACAGGCAUCAUUAAAGAAUAAUGAGUGUGUGAAGAGCAUUAAUACUAGCACCAGAAGAGGUAACUGGAGGUUGGGGGAGGAGGGAGAUGGGAAAUCUGCUGGUUUGUAUUUUCAAAUGGAGGAGAAUGCAGAAUGAUCCUCUAAACCAGUCUGGGAGAGAGGACAGAGCAGACGUUAUGCAAGGCAGCAGCUUGUCCUUUGGCUGCUGCGGUGCUGUCUAAAGGUGAGCGAGCACAUGCGCACAGCCAGCCCUGACCUUAAGACACCUGCACUUCCAAUCAGUGAGUAUUCCCUGGGAUACUGAAAGAGCCAGGCAAAGUGUGGGGCUUUUCUUGUACAACUCAGCUCUGGCCCUUCAGCAGCCUUUUCAAAAAAUAUCCAUGUAAAUAAAUUGAGAAAUAGCUUUAUGAUGUUUUCACUGGCACCCCUGAUAUCACAUUCCAAUUUCACAUAAUUUGCAGUAGUUCCGUGAAGUUACAAAGCAAUUUUGUCUUUUUUAGGUGGGUGCUUAAUUAUUUAUAUUCUCUUCUAAUCUGGUUCAAGGGUAGAAAAGCCAAGAGUCUAAGUAGUAUAGUGGUGAAACAGAAGGAAAAAAGAAAGAUACAGAAGAACCCAGUAAUAACAAUAUAUUUCCAUCCUUUGUUGCAUGAUUCUCUAAUUCUUGGUGUAAACUAAAAUUUUCUCAUUCAUCAGGAGUAAAGUAUAGGUAGAGGUGGUAAAGUCUAAGGAGAAGUAUUAGAGUGUUGCUUAGAGGAACAGACAAGAUUCUUAAAUGCCAGCACCUCAGUUUCCCCUUCUGUUAUGGUUGUCAUCACAACACUUUUGUAAAUGCUUUCUAUUUAAAUGCAAAUUGUACUAUUCAAACCAUAUUAAAGCCUGAGAUUUCUCUGGGGAUUCCUGGGUGAGUAGAAGUCCAAGGUUUAAUUUAUUUAAAAUCAGGUUAUAGCAAUUCGCAGUUUUCAGUACAUUUUAUGUUUUUCUUCAAACAAACUACAGUUUAAUUUUAAGCUGCCCUAAAUAGAAGCAAAUAAAA
Messenger RNA from Nycticebus coucang (slow loris), 2220 nucleotides. It is a transcript of the gene MED27, whose product is annotated as mediator complex subunit 27. Lineage: Eukaryota; Metazoa; Chordata; Mammalia; Primates; Lorisidae. Gene Ontology annotation, cellular component: mediator complex. Gene Ontology annotation, biological process: regulation of transcription by RNA polymerase II. The coding region runs from base 40 to 633 and encodes 197 amino acids. Gene Ontology annotation, molecular function: transcription coactivator activity. The record is from RefSeq and is a predicted model, not a curated record. The transcript is spliced from 5 exons.